CCAAACGGGCCCUUAUAUGUAGCUUCCCCAACUCAUUUGGCGCUUCCAGUGAGUUUUGUAUCGCUGGAAGCUUGCUUCCAUUCACUCGCCAAUUCGGGAUGGGGACAGGAAGACAAAGGAAGAACUUCAUACCUAGUGGAAGUGCAACUCCUGCUUCAAUUCCGGCAACCAGCCAUGUAAAUAACAGAAAUUUGAUGAAGAAUCAUCUUGGUGGUGUCAUAUUUGGCUGCAAUAACACCACCAUAAAGGAAUGUCUUUCCAAACAGCUCUUUGGCUUGCCAGCUGAACACUUUAUGUACGUAAAGAACAUUGAUGCAGGCCUAGCAUUAUUUCUAUUGAACUACAGUAACAGAAAACUUUAUGGAAUCUUUGAGGCUGCUAGUUCAGGCCAAAUGAAUAUUGAUCCAUAUGCAUGGACCACAGAUGGUUCAGAUAGAACGAAGUAUCCAGCUCAGGUUCAAAUUCGUGUCCAGUUGCAGUGCCAACCACUGCCUGAAGAACAAUUUAAGCCUGUAAUUAGUGACAACUACUAUAAUGGAAGCCACUUUUGGUUUGAGCUAGACCAUGCUCAAGCAAGUAAAUUGAUGUCCUUGCUAUCAUCCCGGCCUACUGCUGCAAGUACUGUGGCUCCUCAGAAUACAAGGUGGAGAUAUCCAUUCCUAAAUGUACCCUCAAAUGAUAGUAGGGAUGAAAUUGAAGAUGAGCAACUGAUGAAGAAAGAGGAGGACCUUAUAUACAUGAAGCUAAGAGAAUUGACUCAUAAUCGGAAGUACUCAGACCUGUCUUCAAUGAGGGCAGAAGAUGCCACUCCCGUAAAUGAUGUGCGCACAUGGCAUAAUGAUGUUACAGAGGCACAAAUCAGUUUUGCAAAAGGGAAUGAAAAAAGAAAUUUUGACUCAUUUGAUUAUCCUUCUGUCAUAACUCUGUUAAUCCAAGGAAUGGAAGAAUUGAAGGCUUUUAAAAUAGAUCAAAAUCAAAAGCUGAGUUGCCUGGAGAAUAAGCUGGUUGAGGCAGAGCAAGAAAUUGAAAGUCUCAAAUGUAGGUGUAAGACUUUGGAAUCUAAAUCACUUCCUUUAACGACAAAGGUUGAUGAAAUGAAUAUGGAGUCACAAAAUGAUUGUGAACAAGAUAUUGGCGAGUUGAUAUUCCUUGUGGGAGGUUACGAUGGCAAGUCAUUGUUAUCGGCAUUGGAUUCCUACUCCCCCAUGCAUGAUGUGAUAAUGCCCCUACAGUCUAUGAAUAUCGCUCGUUCUUAUGCCUCUGUUGCAAUAUUGAAGGAUGAGCUUUACAUAUUUGGUGGUGGAGAUGGAAGCUUAUGGAUUGACACAGUUGAAUCAUAUGAUCUACCCAAUAAUCAGUGGACUAUGCGUCCACCAUUGAAUGUCAAAAAGGGAUGCUUAGCUGGUGCUACUCUAAAUGACAAAAUUUUUGCAAUUGGUGGUGGAAAUGGGACUGAAAGCUUUGCUGAUGUUGAAAUGUUUGAUAUAGAUGUUGGACACUGGAUUUCUACACGGUCAAUGCUACAGAAGAGAUAUGCUCUUGCUGCUGCAGAACUUAAUGGUGCACUCUAUGCUGUUGGUGGAUACAACGGGACAAAUUACUUAAAGUCUGCUGAAAGGUUUGACCCCAGAGAACACUCAUGGCACAACAUUGGGAGUAUGAACACACCGAGGGGAUGCCAUUCACUAGCAAUUUUGAAUGAAAAGAUAUAUGCUAUCGGUGGUUAUGAUGGAACUGCAAUGAUUCCAAGCACCGAAAUUUUCGAUCCUCGUGUCGGCUCAUGGAUGACUGGGGAGCCAAUAAACCAGUCUAGGGGAUAUUUUGCUGCUCCCGUUUUGAAGGGAUCUAUAUACUUGAUUGGAGGGGUGGAAUCAGGCGAAACCAUUAUAGAAACUGUUGAACGUUAUGUGGAUGGCCAGGGAUGGCAAGCGACCAAUCUGGGUGCCAUCGGAAAAAGAUGCUUCUUGUCAGCCAUCAGUUAUUUGAAUGGCUGAAAUUGAAGGUCAGACUAUCACAGUACCUGCUUUAAGUGUUCAUUCAUUUGACCAUUGCAAGGCUAAAGGAUAGAGAUGGUAUGGUAGGAUUGAUGUAGUAAUCAGUUUGUAGUUGCCUGUUUUUCCUUUUCUGUCUGUCAAUAUAUAUAUAUAUAUAGUUUUAUGGAAGAACGUUGUCGUUUUGAUCCGGUGAAUGAUGCAUGAUACAUGCAGCUAUGACACAAGUUGUAUGGAAGGAGAAUGAUUUUGCUUUCUAAUUG
Messenger RNA from Diospyros lotus (date-plum), 2254 nucleotides. RefSeq lists its product as uncharacterized. Lineage: Eukaryota; Viridiplantae; Streptophyta; Magnoliopsida; Ericales; Ebenaceae. Gene Ontology annotation, biological process: response to endoplasmic reticulum stress. The transcript has 12 exons. The coding region runs from base 99 to 1994 and encodes 631 amino acids. The record is from RefSeq and is a predicted model, not a curated record. Gene Ontology annotation, molecular function: protein binding.